AUGCCACGAAGACCCAUCUCAAAGUGCGAUCAUAAGUUUGUCUGUUUGUCUUCCUCUCCUCAUGCUGCCGUAGCAGGUUUUAGGAGACAAAGCCAACGGCAACGUCUCGCUGCGAUAAAAGCAGACAACCGAAGCUUUCCACGAGAAGACAAACUCUUCCUUGAAGAAGAUGACAGUGCUUUCCCUGCCCCUCUGUUACUUCCUGGAGAUGAUCUUGCCGGAGAUCCAGAAGACCCUCAGAGCUUUCAAAAAUGGCUUGAUGGAGAACACCGUAAUCUGGUAACCGAAAAGCAAAAAACAGUGUACCUCGUUCCAUCUCCUCAAACUGACGCAGAUGUUGACUUCAUGCGAUCAUGGACAACACCAAAAUGUCCAGGCAAUGAGCCUUCCAUAGAGCCUCCUAGUACGAAGGACGUCCAGGACUAUCUGACUGCCUUCUAUCAUGGUCUUCCUGUCAAGAUGAUGCCGCCAUCUACCUUGCGGUUUAUUCCAUGGGAAGAACCCAAAAGAAGAUCCCAGAAGAAGAUAGGCCCCCAAUAUCUGGGUCUAAAAUUUGGCAAUGAGUGCGUGCGGAUUCGCUCACGUACCUUGUCAAAUGGGGUAUAUGGGGGCCAAGUCAAUCUAGACGACCUUCUCGAUACUGCGAUUAGCAUUUUACCGAAAGAUGCUUAUGCCCUCUUGAUACUCGUGGACUUUGAUCUAUAUGAGGACGAGGAUGACGAGUUUGUAUGUGGCCGUGCAUACGGAGGAAGUCGCGUUGCAGUGGUGUCCAGUGCAAGAUACAAUCCCAGACUGGAUAUUCCUCAAGGUGUCGAGCGUCUCCAUGCAUGGCCUGCGUCACAUUGUGAGAAAUACCUGUCUGCAUGUUCUUCGACAGAACCAAGUGCCAAAAGACGCAAAGGAUCCCAGGCCAAUAGCCGAGGAUCACAAAAUUCGACGUCGGAGCUAAACGGACCUGUGAAGGAUGCAGUUUCGGUCUACCGCUCCCUCCCCGAGGUAGAUUCAUCGCCUUCAUUGCUUUCUGCCCUCUGGUUGGGUCGUGUUUGUCGGACGGCGAGCCAUGAAUUGGGGCACUGCUUCGGUAUUGCUCAUUGCGUGUACUACGCGUGCUCAAUGCAAGGCACCGCGUCUAUCUGCGAGGAUGCAAGACAGCCGCCUUAUCUAUGUCCGGUCGAUCUGGCGAAGCUUCUCUGUGCCACCUCCACGUCUGCGUCUCAGCGAUAUCAGGCUCUGUUGGAGUUUUGCGAGCGGCUGGGUAAUAUUGAUACACAUUUCUUCGGACCGUUUGCUACUUGGAUCCGAAGUAGACUAGGCCAGAUCAAGGAUUCAAUUUGA
Messenger RNA from Penicillium vulpinum, 1335 nucleotides. RefSeq lists its product as uncharacterized. The record is from RefSeq and is a predicted model, not a curated record. Bases 1 to 1335 code for a protein of 444 amino acids. Gene Ontology annotation, biological process: proteolysis. NCBI's taxonomy places the organism in Eukaryota, Fungi, Ascomycota, Eurotiomycetes, Eurotiales, Aspergillaceae. Gene Ontology annotation, molecular function: metallopeptidase activity. The transcript has a single exon.